GUCUUCACACAGAUGUCCGCCGUUGAAAGGUGAAGAGAAAAAAAAAAUUCCAUUCCGAUGAAUCCGACCAAAGAAAUGGAGAAUUCCCAAGAUCACACUCCAAUGAAACCUGAAACGGCACCGCCACUGCCACCGCCGGACAUCGAGAACCAGUCAUCGUCAUAUACGUUGGUCCAUCAGCGACGGCGAAGAGAAGAUUUAUUGAAAAAGGGUCAGGUGGUCCUAAGGACGAUAUGCUCGCUCUUCUCGUUUAUUUCUUUCGUAAUCAUGGCUACUAACAACCACAGAGUUUCGGGCAAUAUCUAUGAUAAUAAUUUCCAUCAUUAUGAACAAUAUAGGUAUUUGUUAGCAAUAGGCAUUAUUUCCACUGUUUACACGAUAGCUCAGGUUUUGCGUCAAAUUCACGAAUUCUCUACUGGGAAGUACUUGUUUUCGCAGCUGGGAUUGAAUUUUCUGGACUUUUUUGGCGAUCAGAUCAUUGCGUACCUGUUAGUGUCUGGAGCAUCAUCGGCCGUUCCAUUGACGAAUUUGGCGAGAAAACAGAGAGAUAACGUACUUGCAGAUCCAGCUGCGGCUUCAAUAAGUAUGGCUAUCUUGGCUUUCGUGGCUCUAGCGAUGUCGGCCUUAAUAUCUGGAUUUAAGCUCUCUAUCUUUACUGAGAAAUAUAUCUAAAACCU
Messenger RNA from Telopea speciosissima, 677 nucleotides. Its product is annotated as CASP-like protein 4B1. The record is from RefSeq and is a predicted model, not a curated record. Bases 58 to 672 code for a protein of 204 amino acids. NCBI's taxonomy places the organism in Eukaryota, Viridiplantae, Streptophyta, Magnoliopsida, Proteales, Proteaceae. The transcript is spliced from 3 exons.